This is a messenger RNA of Rhizophagus irregularis DAOM 181602=DAOM 197198, 895 nucleotides long. The record is from RefSeq and is a predicted model, not a curated record. Lineage: Eukaryota; Fungi; Glomeromycota; Glomeromycetes; Glomerales; Glomeraceae.
UGAUAAUCUAAAAAUUCCUUCGGUAGAGUAAAUGAUGAAUUUUAAUAUUUUACGCGUUCAAUUUACACAUUCGAUGCGAACUUUUGGAAUUCGUUGUUUACCUUCAUUUCAAAAUAAACCCGUUCUAAUAACAACUCAUCAUUUUAUAAAGGCUAAUACAAGAUCUAUAACACGUUUAUCAAAUAAUAAUGCCCACAAAAUAUUAUUUAGAAGACAAUAUAAUACAAGUGAGCGUUCGCGUAAAAGUAUAGUUGGAAGAGGAAAGACUGAAGAAAGGAGCUCAUUGACUAUAGGACAGAAGGUUGUUGGAGCAGCAAAAGUCUCAGCAAAUAUCAGUAUAAUUGUGCUAGGAAUUGGCGUUUUCGGUGUGAUCAUAUAUUUUGUUUUAAAGGAGUUGUUUAGUCCAUCAGGUUCAACCAAAGUAUUCAAUGAAGCUUUAGAGAAAAUUAGAUCAAACCCUGAGUGUCAAAAAAUUCUAGGAACACCAAUAAAAGGUCAUGGAGGUUCGAGUUCAAGUGGAAGAAGACGGCAUCGUUUAGUUCGAUUUCAAGAAGUAAUAAAUACUGAUGGAACACAACAUAAAUUAAUGCGUAUUUAUCUUGAAGGUUCUUUAAUACGUGGUACAGCUUUACUUGAUAUGACCAAAAAUAAUAAAGGAAUAUGGGUCACGAAGUAUUUAGUUGUUUCCAUACCAGAAUAUAAUAAAAGAAUUUUCAUAGAAUAUAAUGAUGAUAUUAAUAAGGAAAAUAAAGAUGAUGAGAAAAAUGAUAAAGAAAACCGAAUCUAAGAAAAUUUUAGAAUUAUAUCAGUAAAAAAUUCAUCAAAAUCCUCUAUCGCUCUUUGAUCGUCUCUAAUUGGCGUAGGACUUCUUGUUCCAAUUGAAUCAGUUGAAUCU